AUCAUCAUUAAAGAAAAAUUAAGAGUCAAACAUCUAUACUUUUUGUGCUAUGUUGAUUUUUUUAAUAUAUAUUUAACAAAAAGAAAUUUGUGUUCUUCUCUUUUUAAUUCUUAUCUAUCGCAUGCAUAUAAGUAUACUCAUGAGCAAUAUCUUAACCAUAUAUUAAAAAUGUCAUCAUAUGUACAUUUUUUUUAAAAAUGAUUACCAAUAUAAUAUACAUAUAUAAUCUGAUGAUGUAAUCAUAUCAUAUCUCUUAAUUUUAUUUUAACAAAAGAUAUAUUACUGCAUUAUUCAAAUCUCUUCACCCAAAGUUAAAAAAGGGAAAAAAAACUCAGGUAAAAAAAAAAGUAUUAGAAGAUUUGGCCACACACUCUCUAGCAAGCACUAUUAUUCUACCACAAUAUAUAUUAAUAUAUAUAGCAAUACCCCACCUCUUACUAAUGUCCCAUUCUCAAUCAUAUCUCUUUCUCUAGCACUAUACCUCACUCCGUUCUAUCUCUUUCACUCUUAAAUUAAACACAUUCCAGAGCCAGAAAUUACUCAGAGGAGUAGUACUAGCUUUUAGCUACUUUCAUACAAGAGAAGCAAUACAUUCAAGAUCAAUAUAUUUAUAUAUAUAUAAAUAUAUAUAGAUGGAUGAGAAAUGGAAGCCAUCUAAAAAGGAAGGGAGUUCUUCAAUUGGGUUCGGUAGAAGUAGCUCCACAAGAAGCACUUCUUCAAAGUCCCCUCUUCUUCGAAGUUUCUCACAAAAGAGCUCACUUUCUCGGAGUUAUUCUCAGAAGCCAAACAGUCAUAGUAGCCAUAAUAAUAGUAGUAGUUCUUCUUCUUCAUCAUCUUCAUCUUCUUCUUCAAUAGGGCGCAAGUGCAGUAGCCUUGCAAAGGAGCAAAAGGCCAGAUUUUACAUCAUGAGACGAUGUGUUGCCAUGCUCGUUUGCUGGCACAAACAUGGGAAUGAUUCUUGAUCAUCACCAUCACCAUCACCAUCAAUCUAUUAUUCUCAGUCAUGGGUUGAUCUCUGAUUUGUUUUUGGUUUUGCUUUUUUUCUUUCUUUCUUCUUUUUGUAUUUUUGAGAUAUGAUCAGUAUGAGAAAAUAUUAAUUAGUUGUAAUUUGUAAGUAGGGAUUUUUCAAAUGAGCAACGAGAGAGUUUUAUUUAAACUUUGUUA
Humulus lupulus (European hop) is the source of this 1164-nucleotide messenger RNA. RefSeq names its product small polypeptide DEVIL 13-like. The record is from RefSeq and is a predicted model, not a curated record. Lineage: Eukaryota; Viridiplantae; Streptophyta; Magnoliopsida; Rosales; Cannabaceae. Gene Ontology annotation, biological process: negative regulation of cell population proliferation. Bases 633 to 962 code for a protein of 109 amino acids. The transcript has a single exon.